Molecule: messenger RNA, 870 nt
Organism: Rangifer tarandus platyrhynchus (Svalbard reindeer)
Lineage: Eukaryota; Metazoa; Chordata; Mammalia; Artiodactyla; Cervidae
Source: the annotation of a GenBank genome assembly
AUGGAGCUGCUGUGCGGUGAGGUGGAGCCGGUCCGCAGGGCUGUGCCGGACGCCAACCUGCUCCACGACGACCGCGUGUUGCAGAACUUGCUGACCAUCGAGGAGCGCUACCUGCCCCAGUGCUCCUACUUCAAGUGCGUGCAGAAGGACAUUCAGCCCUACAUGCGCAGGAUGGUGGCCACCUGGAUGUUGGAGGUGUGUGAGGAGCAGAAGUGCGAAGAGGAGGUCUUUCCUCUCGCCAUCAAUUACCUGGACCGCUUCUUGGCCGGAGUCCCAACUCCGAAGACCCAUCUGCAGCUGCUGGGGGCCGUGUGCAUGUUCCUGGCGUCCAAGCUCAAAGAGACCAUCCCGCUGACCGCUGAGAAGUUGUGCAUUUACACCGACAACUCCAUCAAGCCUCAGGAGCUGCUGGAGUGGGAGCUGGUGGUGCUGGGCAAGUUGAAAUGGAACCUGGCAGCUGUCACCCCCCAUGACUUCAUCGAACACAUCCUUCGAAAGCUGCCCCAGCCCGGCGAGAAGCUGUCGCUGAUUCGCAAGCACGCUCAGACCUUCAUCGCUCUGUGCGCCACUGACUUCAAGUUCGCCAUGUACCCGCCAUCGAUGAUUGCAACUGGAAGCGUGGGGGCCGCGAUCUGUGGGCUUCAGCAGGACGAGGACGUGAGCUCGCUCACUGGAGACGCCCUGGUGGAUCUCCUGGCAAAGAUCACCAACACCGACGUGGAUUGCCUCAAAGCCUGCCAGGAGCAGAUUGAGGUGGUGCUGCUGAAUAGCCUGCAGCAGUACCGUCAGGACCAGGGCGACGGAUCCAAGUCGGAGGAUGAGCUGGACCAAGCCAGCACCCCUACAGAUGUUCGGGAUAUCGACCUGUGA